AUGAAUCAGGAAGAAUUGGACACGGAUUAUGACGUUAUUGUCCUUGGGACAGGUAUCACUGAAUGUAUCCUUUCAGGUUUAUUAUCUGUAGACGGUAAAAAAGUCCUACAUAUCGACAAACAAGAUCAUUAUGGUGGAGAAGCUGCAUCUGUGACAUUAUCUCAACUUUAUCAAAAAUUUAAACAAAAUCCAAUCUCUCAAGAAGAAAGAGAAGCAAAAUAUGGUAAGGAUAGAGAUUGGAACGUGGAUUUAAUUCCAAAAUUCUUGAUGGCUAAUGGUGAAUUGACUAAUAUUUUGAUCCACACUAAUGUGACCAAUUAUGUUGAGUUUAAACAAGUCUCUGGAUCAUAUGUUUUCAAGCAGGGGAAAAUUUAUAAAGUUCCUGCAAACGAAAUUGAAGCCAUCUCCUCUCCAUUAAUGGGUAUCUUUGAAAAACGUAGAAUGAAGAAGUUUUUAGAAUGGAUUGGGACAUAUAAAGAAGAUGAGUUGAGUACUCAUUUAGGUUUGGACCUUGAUAAAAAUACAAUGGAUGAAGUUUACUAUAAAUUCGGAUUAGGCAAUUCAACAAAGGAAUUUAUUGGUCAUGCUAUGGCAUUAUGGACUAACGAUGAUUAUUUACAACAACCUGCAAGACCAUCUUUUGAAAGAAUAGUUUUAUAUUGUCAGAGUGUGGCACGUUAUGGUAAAUCACCAUAUCUUUACCCCUUAUAUGGUCUUGGUGAACUGCCACAAGGGUUUGCUCGUUUAUCUGCCAUUUACGGUGGUACAUAUAUGUUAGAUACACCAAUUGAAGAAGUAGCAUACACAGAGGGUAAUGAAGAGACAGGGAAAUUCCAUAGUGUUAAAACUAAAUUAGGUACUUUCAAAGCUCCUUUGGUCAUUGCUGACCCAACUUACUUCCCAAAAAAAUGUAAAUCUACGGGACAGAGAGUUAUCAGAGCCAUUUGUAUAUUAAAUCAUCCUGUUCCAGGUACAGGGAAUGCCGACUCUUUACAAAUUAUUAUACCUCAGAGUCAAGUUGGUAGAAAGAAUGAUAUUUACGUUGCUAUCGUUUCAGAUGCUCAUAAUGUUUGUUCGAAGGGUCAUUAUUUGGCUAUCAUAUCCACCAUCAUUGAAACAGAUAAACCUCACAUUGAAUUGGAACCAGCUUUCAAACUUUUAGGUCCAAUUGAAGAAAAAUUUAUGGGUAUUGCUGAAUUGUUCGAACCAAAGGAAGAUGGUUCUAAGGAUAAUGUUUUCUUAUCAAGAUCGUACGACGCAUCAUCCCACUUUGAAUCUAUGACGGAUGACGUUAAAGACAUUUACUUCAGAGUUACUGGGCGUCCAUUAGUCUUGGAAAAGAAAGCCGAAGAAGAAACCGCAUAG
Molecule: messenger RNA, 1365 nt
Organism: Naumovozyma castellii
Lineage: Eukaryota; Fungi; Ascomycota; Saccharomycetes; Saccharomycetales; Saccharomycetaceae
Gene: GDI1
Product: Gdi1p
Exons: 1
Coding region: 1-1365 (454 amino acids)
Source: RefSeq, a predicted model, not a curated record